Messenger RNA from Penicillium arizonense, 729 nucleotides. RefSeq lists its product as uncharacterized. The record is from RefSeq and is a predicted model, not a curated record. The transcript is spliced from 2 exons. NCBI's taxonomy places the organism in Eukaryota, Fungi, Ascomycota, Eurotiomycetes, Eurotiales, Aspergillaceae. Bases 1 to 729 code for a protein of 242 amino acids.
AUGGCGGAACAAACCCCCAAUGUCCGAGCGGAGGUAGAUCUGAUGAUAUUGGACUACCUCGUCUGCCUGGCCAUCAGCAGACUUCUUGCCAUGGUUGGAAAUCCCGAUAUCUGCGCAGAUGUGGAAUGGCUCGUGGAAUCGGUUGAAACCUUCCGCUGGAUUAUCGAGGGCCACCAAUUCGAACCUGCCCUUCCCUGGGAUCUCGACCUCAAACUGCGGAUCUUCCAUAUCGUCAAUCUCUACUGCCGCUACGAGGCUCCCAGGGAUCGUCGCCCCCUCCCAAAUUUCACGCCCCUGUCCCACAUUGCAGUUGAAUUUAUGCAAUUUUGCCAUUCCUCAAUCGAGAAUGUAUCCAAGAAACGCUGGUUUGACCUCGGUGCCCAUCUUAUGGCGCAUGCGAUCUUGGAAGAAAAGGACCGCUUCCCGGAGCAUCUCCGCAGGCUUUGUUCAUGGACAACCAACGAUGACGAGCUAAACGCGUACUGGGAGGUCAGCCGUGGAAUGUUUCUCGAGCAUAUGCCACCCCCCUACGGCACCGCAGCCCCAGCAAGCCGAGAAGAGCUAGACCGGAUUUUCGACGUCCAAUUGCUGCACAACCGUUUGACUGGGUUCUUCGAGGAUCUCAUGGACGUCCUGGAUGUGCCCCUACUUGUACAAGUAGAGCAGGGCCAGCUGAUCGGGUUGACCCAUGAGGAAACACAGCGGGUGAUUGAAUAUUGCCAGUCCUGA